AUGUGGUUAGGUGAUAUACCUACUGAAUUACAAGGACUGACGAUUCCAGAAGAAAAAUUAAUCUCACUUUAUCGUCACAAUAGCUGUAUAAUAAAACUUCAAUCGCCUUUUCAUUCAACUACAACCGCUCAAACAGCAUUGAAAGGCAACUGUAUUACUUUUCUUCAAAAUGUACCAAAUAUUGUCAAUAGUUUGCCACUUACACUUGCCGAUCUAUGUGAUACACUUAAAGUAAUUUUUAUUGGAGCUCGACCUCCUGAUCGUCUUCAUCUUAAAAAAGUUCUAACAGUACGCAAGAAGAAAAUUAUUCAAGCAUUAUAA
Molecule: messenger RNA, 321 nt
Organism: Rotaria sordida
Lineage: Eukaryota; Metazoa; Rotifera; Eurotatoria; Philodinida; Philodinidae
Source: the annotation of a GenBank genome assembly